Molecule: messenger RNA, 1005 nt
Organism: Cladophialophora yegresii CBS 114405
Lineage: Eukaryota; Fungi; Ascomycota; Eurotiomycetes; Chaetothyriales; Herpotrichiellaceae
Exons: 2
Coding region: 1-1005 (334 amino acids)
Source: RefSeq, a predicted model, not a curated record
AUGCCACGGUACACUUGGACCUCUGCGCAGCCCCUUAACGACGACCAGAUCUCAUACUUUGCAUACACGAUUCAGCACGCAGUGUUCCUGGCAAAGCAAGCUGUGAUGUACUGGCCAUGCGAACCCUACCGCGAUUCAACAUUCCUGCGCUACUUCGAUCCUACCGAAGCCGAGUUUGCCAAGAACAUGUUCCGAGCGAUAGCCAACGUGCCAUUCGACCUGGACCUCACCGACCGGGCCGCGCUCGAACGGCUUGCAAGCGACCCUGUCAGUUUCAAUCCGCGGUUCGCAGGGUUGUCCAUUCAUUUCUUGGGGAACCAUCCAGAUUUGUUGCCCGAGGACGAUGGUCCCGGCGUCGUAGACCGAGGCUGUGAGGAUGACCUCGAAGAAGAUGCAGAGAGGUUUGCUUUCAUUGAAGUGAAAUCCGGGGGCAGUGUCGGCCUAUUAUCCUUCUGCAGAAAGGUCUACCUAGAUUUACCCAUGCUUAACGACUUGCUACACCCACCAGACUGGGCACUAGACUGGCUCAUGGAUCAGAGCAAUGGAAGGCAAUACAAAUUCGGGUACGGCGGCUGCAGAGACUUCGACUACCGGGAUAAUAACUGGAUGGACACCACCGGGCGGAACAUGUUGCACGAGUUCUUCCACUACCCCGGUCUGUUUGCAGAUGUGCCCAACUACGCAAGGAUGAUCCCGUUCGAGUACCAAAAUGCUUGGGGCGAGACAAUCCCGCAUCAGAUACUCGAUUUUCAGCCCGAUCUGGACAGGGACGAAGUCGAGGGCUACCCCGAGAACGCCUACGGCGGCUGGAAUGCCAUGCGGAUCAACCAGCUGGAACCCUUGGACAACGACGGUGUGAGAUACAAGGGUAUUUACAACCCCGACAACUACGCCUGGUACGCCACGAGUGUCUUCUGGUCAAGGCGGUGCGGGCAAAGAUUUAGUGCACCAGAGGAUUAUGGGGAUUAUGAUAGGGACCGGUCACACCCUUACUUCCCAUUUUGA